UCAAAUGCACAUGUGAUUGGGCGCGUUUUGCAAAAAUCCAAAUAUAUUCGUUCUAAUUUGUACUCUUUUAUUCUCUUUUGCGUAAUUCUGCGCGUUAAUAAAAUGAAUGAUAUGACAGAAUUAAUACCAAAUUUAACUAGUCCGAAAGAUUGGCCGAAAUCGUGGAAGGAAUUGCAGACAAUUGACAGUUUGUUGCGAUGUUCUGUCUGUGGUGAAUUCUUCAAAAGUACAACUUUCAUUCCAUCUUGUUCACAUAGUUAUUGCUCUCUUUGUAUAAGAAGAUAUUUGAAUAGUGUUCAAGACACCCAGCUGGAGAACAAUAGAAUAAUUGAUGAGAUUGUGAGGAGUUUUGUUAAAAUUCGGAGUGAACUAUUGCAAGUUGUCCAAGACAGUUGCAAUCAUGAUGUUAAAAAUAUAAGAAACAAGGGCGUUGGAAAAGGAGUUAAGAAAAAAGAGGAUAACGAUAAGUCCAGAUUUUUUUUUCAAAAGGACAAGACAACUCAGUCAUUAACUUCAUCUCAAAAGCGACAUCGCAAAGACUCCAGUGCCUCAGACAAGUCUUCCAGCAAUGAUAGAUGGUCACCAGCUGACAAAAAGAAACGUAAACGUUCAAAUUGUGCCCUGGAAAGUUCUGACAGUGAUGAAAUAUCAAUAAUUGAAAACCCUACCCCAAUGAAAUCACAGAAUACCUCAUCUAGCCAUGUUGGAAUAAGGGAGGACAAUGCUAAAGGAAAAGAGGAGGAUCUUGUUAAGUGUCCUGUAUGUGACCAAAUGAUGGCUCAAACAAAAAUCAAUUUUCAUUUGGAUUCAUGCCUAACAAGUAAAGACAGAAAAAAUAAUCUUAGAAGUUCACCUGCAAAACAAGAUCAGAGCACUUCUGAAAGACCAUCACACAUUGGUGCAAAUUCAUUUAUUCCACAGGUAGUACGAAAAAAGCCAAUGAACAAACUGGUUUACACCCUGCUAUCUACCACUGAACUGAAACGCAAACUAAAAGAUUAUGGGUUAUCUAUAAAGGGUGAUAGGCAGACUUUGAUGAAACGACAUCAAGAGUUUACAAUAAUGUACAAUAGUGAGUGCAAUAAACCUAAACCAAAGUCAGUUCCUGAGAUUGUUCGUCUUGUUGAAGAAGGUGAAAGGAAGAAAAACAAACCGGUUGAAAACCGCGAUAAAUUGAAUUUUGAACGUGCACAAAAUCAAGAGGAUAUUGACAAAAUGAAAUCUGAAUACAUGUCUCAAAAUGAAGAUGAAUUUACACGACUAAUAAAUGAUGUGAAAAAUAGAAAAAGGAAAGCACAAAGAGAAAAAGAUAUCAAAAGCAGAAGAACUACUCCUAGCAAGAAGAAGAAUUCCCCUUCUACUAGUAAAGAACGCUUCGAGCUGAAAUUGUUGCCCUCGGACGACGAUACAGCCAGUAACAGCAGCGGAGCGGAUUUUGAACCAGUUAUGACACGUUCAUCUGCGAGGUCUGUAGAAAAACGGGUAACCCGUAGCAGCGCGAAAUUAUCGGAGAAGAGAAACGAAAACCCCUGUGAUGUUAGUUGUAGUACAAUUGAGGAGGAUCCGGGACUAGUGGAUAUAUGUGAUGACCCAAUGGAGCCGUGCGUCUCGGCUAUCCUUCCUGAUCCUCCGUCGCUUUCACAAAUUGGUGAACUAGACGAGGAGUCUAAUCACUCCAACGAAAGCUCAGACAGUGUGAGUAUGUUGCCACCAGCCUUCGGUCCAGCAAGUCCUGCUAAAUAUGAAAAUUCACCACAAGACGAAGCCGUCGAAGGUGACGAUGGUAAUGAGUCGGAAGAAAUAGAAUUUUGAAUAGAUGUAAAUUAUGUAUUUUUGAUAUUCAAAGUGUAUUUUAUUUAUUAUUAAACGAAAUAUUCCUGUUUCAGUAUCAU
This is a messenger RNA of Dendronephthya gigantea, 1892 nucleotides long. RefSeq names its product E3 ubiquitin-protein ligase RAD18-like. NCBI's taxonomy places the organism in Eukaryota, Metazoa, Cnidaria, Anthozoa, Malacalcyonacea, Nephtheidae. Gene Ontology annotation, molecular function: metal ion binding; single-stranded DNA binding; ubiquitin protein ligase activity. Gene Ontology annotation, biological process: protein monoubiquitination; DNA damage tolerance. Gene Ontology annotation, cellular component: Rad6-Rad18 complex; nucleus. The transcript is spliced from 16 exons. The record is from RefSeq and is a predicted model, not a curated record. Bases 103 to 1812 code for a protein of 569 amino acids.